AAAGAGACAGUAGGAAUUUCAAGCUAAGGUUGCAACAAGGAAAAACAGCUGCGAAUACACACUCCAAACAAGAUUAAACGCACACAGAGGAAGGGAUGUAGCCUGCUAAGUCAAACAAGACGUGUGACAAGACGUGGUUCAAGAAGUGUCCGUGUAUCUCCACCCUUCGCCUCCGCGGCUCACACGGUUAACUUCUGGCUUCCAUUUCCAAGUGGCAACGGCUGCAGCCAGCACGGCAGAGGAAACAAAAAGGCCAAACUCCGAGACGACAGGAAUGCGUCAGUCCUCACUGUCUGACUGAAUUUGCUUCCCUGCCUCCACCUUUAUUCAGGGCGAAGGAAACGAAGAAACAAGUGAGUCAAGACAGAGGGGAUCCAGCAGAUGCAGCAGAGGAGAACUGUGUCACUCCUGCUGACCUAAAAAUAAAGGAAGGAAGGAGACUAACCUCAUCUUUGAGACAGGGGAAUCUGGGUGGAAUGACCCAGCCAUGAUGCCACAGCCGUGUCCCAAGUCACACCCAGGUAACCACGGAAGGUUCACCUGGCUGUCAGCCAAUCAUAGAGGGAGUGGCAACAGAAUUACUGCCAGCACGGAUUCACAGAUCUUCCCUUUCAAGAGCUCUCUGCCGUACUGACACUGCGACAAUUACUGGUGUGUGAGUGGUUGUGCCAUUAACAUAUUGGUCCUGCUCCCCGUUUCCUGGUUAUCUGCUUGGUGAUGACGGCAUCCUUUCAUGCCAGCUUCAGGAAACAUGGAUGAAAUCCAAGAAUGGUUUAUUUAGACACAUCUUUCUGAUGUAUCAGAGACUCAUCAACACAAUUACACAAAGGUGGUGUGUGGCCCAUCAUCUUGUUUUGAUGCCACCAAAUUCAUACUUGUAGGACAAAUCUCCUUUCUUGAGGAACAUCAGCUUCUGCCGUCAGGUAUUUCUUAGGACCUUCUUGACCUUGUUGCUCAGAAGUUGAGCCUCUUGCAGCAAAACCAUGAGGCACAUUCAUGUAGAGCUGGCCCAGAAAAAGGCUCAGCUGGAGCUGCCAGCUCAGGAGGGGGACCUGCCUCCAUCUCCAACAGUAGCGGGGGCGCCCAGGCGCCUUGACCAAGAAGAGCUGCGGCUCCAAAAGGUUUACCAGCUUUCCAUUUUCUCUCAAAUGGGAGGAUUUUCUCCCUCUUCUGGAUCUCAUAGUGAUGAUGCCCAACAGAGAUCAUGUCGGUCUGGUUGCAAAAGAGGAAUAGAUGAGCCUCAGCUGACUCAUAAGCGUUCCCACCUGGAAGACAUAUCAGACAAUGAGCUGAUGGAGGGAGGCGUAAUAUGUGGGUCCACCGUAGCUCCAGCCAAUGGGAAUGGGUCUGUGAUUGGGGCUGGUGGACCUGUUUCUCCAUACUCUUUCAUACAAAUGGAGCAUAGAGAUUCUGAAGGUGGACUGUCACCUAGGUCACCACCGCUCUCCCCGAGCCAAACUCCCUCCCGGCGACCAGCUCAGCACAAUCACGAUAGACCCAUCCCUGAUGCGUUUGCUCCACUUUCCCCAAAAUCUCCACCAAUGUGCGACCCACACGGGCACAUCUGUGACCAGGGACACUCAAAUGGAAACUCCAUAAGGACCGAAACAAUUAAUGGAGUCCGCACAGCAACCCACCUGUUAGGCAGCCCUGGACAUGACUGCUGCAGUAAUGGCUCAUCUGGAGGCCAGCCCAGCCCCUUCCUAUAUGAAAUGUCCGCAUAUGAAACUCCUAACCCUGCCAGCCCCACAAGUCCUCCGGGGCCCUUCUCCCCUCCACACCACACAGAGAUGCAGGAACCAGGGGAAGCUACUGAAUGGGACAUCGGUCUUGAAUCCUCUCCCCCUGAACGAAGUGCCACCCAACAGGCCACUUUGUCAAAUGGUCUGGCUUCUUGGGAGAAAACUCCAAGCAGUAAUGGUCACCGUCUACUGUCUGGAGGCCAUUGGCCCGCCAAAAAGAGACUGCUUUCACCAAGCGACGCAGCAGACUCGUGCUCCGAAGAUGAGGGGCCUUCUACAUCUAAAAGAAGCAGGCUGUCCUUGCUGACUUCUGGCGUGGGACUGGCCUCAUGUCGCAGCACUGAUGCUAAAGCUGCUCCGUACUGGAACCACCUGCUUCCUCAUACACGAGACCGACCUAAGACUGCCACAGACUGCACCAGAUCUGGGAGACGACUAAAGACUGGGCUGCGCUUAAAAAGUCGCCAGCUUCGCAGCGGAAGGCAGACCGGCAGAGCCACACGUUGGUCCUCGUCUUCCAUCAGUCGCUCGCUGCUCGGCAACUUUGAGGAGUCCAUACUGAAGGGCAGAUUCUCCCCAUCUGGGCAGAUUGAAGGCUUUACAGCAGAGAUUGGAGCCAGCGGCUCCUACUGCCCGCAGCACGUCACUUUGCCUGUGCAGGUUACUUACUACGACAUCUCAGAGCACAGCGCGCCCUCACCCUUCCUGGGAGUGAUUUCUCUGGAGCCUCUUGGAAAAAAAGGAUACAGCAUUCCCAAAGCAGGGACCAUACAAGUGACCUUAUUUAAUCCCAAUAAAACUGUGGUGAAGAUGUUCCUGGUGACAUACAACUUUGAAGACAUGCCAGUCAAUCACAUGACCUUCCUUCGUCACCGUAUCUUCCUGGUGCCGGUGGAAGAAGACGGCGAGGGGAAAGACAAGGUGUCUCUAGGAGGGGGAGUGCUAGACAGGAGGAGGAUUCUUUGCUACUUGAUACAUCUCAGAUUCCAGAGUUCCAAAUCUGGAAAAAUUUACUUGCACAACGAUAUCCGGCUGCUAUUUUCCCGUAAAUCCAUUGAAGUGGAUACAGGGAUACCGUAUGAGCUGAAAUCUUUCACCGAGGUGCCAAGAAACCCUAAAUACUCUCCCCGUAUGUGACACCGGCAACCUUUUGAAGUUUCCACCAAUUUAAAGAAACGGAGACCUUCCGUUGUUUCCUUAAAAAUGACUGCAAGAAUGAUGGACUCAUCACCUAAUGAAGACUGGAUCAAAUAUUUCUCUGUGGAAAAGUCUGUGAUAUUCUUUCAAUUUCAAUUUGGAAACAGUUUAAAAGAAAUUCACAAAACAUAGACAUUGCAAAUGUUGUGGUCAUCUGUUCGCUUCAAAAUAUUUAAAACAAAGAAGUCAGGGAAGGGACUGAUGAGCAAGCAUACAAGCCGGACGUUUUCCAUGCCUUCAGCAAAAGAAAUGCACAGAUUCUGACACACACACCAAAAAAGACUGAUGCAAACCAAGGACUAAUAACUUUUGGUGGAAACUCGCUGAGUCGUGUUAACAUGCAUGCCUUGUAACUUAAACACCUGAGUUUUUCCUCUAGUGCCGUUUCACACUGUCCUUCACUCUGCCUGCAACAUCAGCUGCAUCAUAGCACCAGUAAUUGUAGCUCUGCAACUUUAGAUUAAAAUGAAGAAGAUCCACAAUGUCAUAAAAACUAGAACGUGUUGGAUAGGAAGCACUUUUACAACUCUCUAAUGGGGGAGAUGGGAAAGAGACAAACACUAGUGAAGGUAGGAGC
Cyprinodon variegatus (sheepshead minnow) is the source of this 3516-nucleotide messenger RNA. It is a transcript of the gene atosb, whose product is annotated as family with sequence similarity 214 member B. The coding region runs from base 984 to 2879 and encodes 631 amino acids. NCBI's taxonomy places the organism in Eukaryota, Metazoa, Chordata, Actinopteri, Cyprinodontiformes, Cyprinodontidae. The transcript has 11 exons. The record is from RefSeq and is a predicted model, not a curated record.